Molecule: messenger RNA, 1050 nt
Organism: Leptidea sinapis
Lineage: Eukaryota; Metazoa; Arthropoda; Insecta; Lepidoptera; Pieridae
Product: 15-hydroxyprostaglandin dehydrogenase [NAD(+)]-like
Exons: 5
Coding region: 97-921 (274 amino acids)
Cellular component (GO): cytoplasm
Molecular function (GO): oxidoreductase activity, acting on the CH-OH group of donors, NAD or NADP as acceptor
Source: RefSeq, a predicted model, not a curated record
UGAGUGCAAUAAUCAUAUUAAGACUUAAAAGUAAACACGACAGUUAAGAAGUCCAUCCAGAUAAAGUUAGUGAAAUUGAGACGACAAUAAAAAAAAAUGACGUCGCAAUCGGAAGCUCAAUAUAAAGUUUUUUUGAUAACCGGAGGUGCAUCUGGUCUAGGAGCGGAAUACGCCAAGAUAUUUCUGCAGCUUGGAGCUAAGAAUGUGGCCGUCUUGGACAUUGCUGAAGCAGUCGGCAAAACCUUCGUUGCAUCACUCAACGAAAAAUAUCCAGUGAAGGCUAUGUUCAUCAAAUGUGAUGUUAGCAAAGAAGAUGAAAUAAAGACCGCUUUCCAACAAGUACUGGACGCGAACAAGAGAAUAGAUGUCAUCAUUAACAACGCAGGAAUUUUUAAUGACUCUCCACAUCUAUGGAGAACCGCGUCCGAUGUCAAUUGGCAAGGUGUAGUAUCAUUCACACUCAAAGGUAUGGAACAUAUGCGCAAAGAUAAAGGAGGGACUGGUGGCACUAUUAUUAACAUUUCAUCUGCUGCUGCACUCCUCAAGUGCCCUUCUUUUCCAAUGUACUGCGGUGCUAAAUUAGCCGUGUUACAUUUCGGUCAAACUCUUUCUGUGCCCCCAUUUUUCGAUCGCACUGGUAUACGAAUCUUGACAAUCUGUAUUGGACCGACGUUAACUCCAAUAGUGGACAACCUUCAUGAGCGAUCGUUAGAUACGACAUUAGUGGAAACCUACUUGAAAACUAUAGACGAUCCAAGGUUAUACCAAAGAAUUGACUCUGCUGUCACGGCUUUUGUAAAAAUGUUUCAAGAAGGAGAGCCCGGCUCUAUUUGGCUCUCAAUAAACAAUAAACCAGGAAUUGAUAUUACAUCCGACAUUAAUCAGGCCUUUGAUGAAUUUAAGAUGAAGUGGUUAGCCUAGUAUGCUCAAGUUCAAGUAUAGAUUUAUUACGUAUUCUGUAAAUAAGAAAUAAUUAUGUGGUAUGAAUGUCAUACCUAUAUAACAUUGUUCUAAUUUACUAUACAUAAUACAGUUAUUAUUUAUAUAUAA